This is a messenger RNA of Rubroshorea leprosula, 1089 nucleotides long. The record is from the annotation of a GenBank genome assembly. Lineage: Eukaryota; Viridiplantae; Streptophyta; Magnoliopsida; Malvales; Dipterocarpaceae.
CCCAAAACCCAAAGCCUAUUUAACCUAAAACACAAAACCCAUUUAGCCCAAACCCAACCAAAACCCACUAAAUUAUCCAAACCCAAAAAACCCAAAAAAAAGAAAAAGAAAAAGAAGAAUGAAGGCAUCCAGAACCUUCUUCCUCCCUUACACCCGAACCAGCCUUGCUCUUCCACGCUCACUACACCUCUGCAUCCCCUGCUUACCGCGAGCUAGCCCUGCUCUGCACCCCUGGCUUCUACGCCCGGCCUUGCUCUGCACUCUCCCCUCUGCAUGCCGUGCCUUUUGCGCCCAAGAUCCCGUGCCUUCUACCCCCAGAUCCCAUGCAAUCAUACCCCUACUUCCGGCAAUCAUGCUCUUACACCCCCCUGCCGUUGCACCGAACCAGCCUUUGCCACCUGCGCCCUUGUACUGCUGCACCGAGCCUGCACCUCCUGCACUCUGCGCCCAAUCCCGCGCCCCUGCCUCCUGCACGCUACAGCCAUACAGAAAAAACAGCCAACACAAGACCAAAUUGGCAUCAUUAGUGAUUGACGGGGCAAGGCUUUUUCUUUUUUAUUUUAUUUUGUUAUUUGGGUAUAUAUAUAUAGCAAAAAGCAAAGUACAAGGAGGUCGGUUGUUGAUUUUGGGUCUGGUUUUUAGGAGUUCUCCUUUUUGGUUUUUCUUUGUUGAUUCUCGGGUCUGAUUGGAGAGAGUUUUCUUGUCUUUUUUUUUUUUUUUCGAGAGCAGUAGAGAAAAAAUUCCAAGGAGAAAAGGGAGGUUUCAAGAAGCUAAAAAAUAGAAAAGGGGUUUCUGUGGUGGGCAACGGCAAGAUCGUUGAGCUUCUGGAGGAGUUAUCAGAGAGUUACCAUCUUCUGGGUUGUAUUCUCUUAGGUAAUUUCUGAUCAGAGGAAUUUUUGGGUAGAGCCGUGAGGGAGAAGAAGGGAGCUUGAUCUCGUGGGUGGGAUCCCUCUAUUGGGAUCUUAAUCGGCUUUUUUUUUUUUCCAGAAAUUUUGCCUUGUUUGAUUCUGAUUGCAGUAGAUUUUUGCUGUAUUGAAACUGUAUUUGAAGAUGAUAUUAUGAAUGAAAAAAUCAAACAUGUUCUCUUGA